AUGAAUAAGUUUUAUUUAUAUUAGAGUACUUUGAUAUUCACCUCUAAAAAAUUUAACUUUAAGAAUUCUUUAUUUCUAGAAAAUAUUAUAUGAUCAUGUUAAUUCUUUGGCUUCUAUAAAAAUAGAAUUGAUUGAUUUUUAUUAUUAAGAUCCAACAUAUAAAACGAUUAUUAGUUAUCCAAUCUAAGCUUUAUAAUUUGAUUUAGAAUAUUAUCAACCAACAUAAUUAGAGGAAAGUAAUGAAUAUUUAUGUCAAAACUAGGUUCAAAAAACAACUCUAGAUAGAGAGAUUGAAACUAAAGUUUUAGUAAAAUAUUUAUUUUAGAGAAAAUUAUAAUAAUUUAUGAUAAUUCGACAUCAAGAAAUCUAUUAAAUAUACAGGAUUAACACUUUUCCCCACUUAUUGAGAUUGUAAAAUAUAGAAUUUUUAUCAAAACAGGAUUCCUUUCAAAGCCAGAAUAAACCAGAAAUACCAUUAUCAAAUUACAUUUAAAAUCUUUUUUAAAAUCUUCAAAAUUUCCUGUAAAUAAAUGAACUUAACUAAAAUGUAAUUAAAGAUUUUUAAUUUGUUGACUUACAUAAAAUGCUGCCUUGA
Messenger RNA from Paramecium sonneborni, 595 nucleotides. NCBI's taxonomy places the organism in Eukaryota, Ciliophora, Oligohymenophorea, Peniculida, Parameciidae. The record is from the annotation of a GenBank genome assembly.